This is a messenger RNA of Carcharodon carcharias (great white shark), 5033 nucleotides long. RefSeq names its product calmodulin binding transcription activator 1a (gene camta1a). The record is from RefSeq and is a predicted model, not a curated record. Gene Ontology annotation, molecular function: transcription coregulator activity; double-stranded DNA binding; protein binding. Gene Ontology annotation, cellular component: nucleus. The transcript has 21 exons. Bases 81 to 5033 code for a protein of 1650 amino acids. NCBI's taxonomy places the organism in Eukaryota, Metazoa, Chordata, Chondrichthyes, Lamniformes, Lamnidae. Gene Ontology annotation, biological process: regulation of transcription by RNA polymerase II.
GUUCUGUGCCCGGUGCUCAAGGUUGGUUGAGCGGCGGUCUCUCCGGCUGUCGGGUUUAGGGAUGUAAGUGGGGGACUGAAAUGGCUGCCGAAAAGAAGCCGGAAGAUGAUCAUGGGAACAGCAACGGCAGUCAUGUGAAAAUAUUUUUGCCCAAGAAGUUACUCGAAUGUCUACCGAAAUGUUCUGCUUUACCAAAGGAAAGACACCGCUGGAACACAAAUGAGGAAAUUGCAGCUUAUUUAAUAACAUUCGAGAAACAUGAAGAAUGGUUAACAACAUCCCCUAAAACCAGGCCCCAGAAUGGCUCCAUGAUCCUAUACAACAGGAAGAAGGUGAAAUACAGAAAGGAUGGCUACUGCUGGAAGAAACGGAAAGAUGGGAAAACUACACGGGAGGAUCACAUGAAGUUGAAGGUGCAGGGUGUGGAGUGUCUUUAUGGCUGUUAUGUCCAUUCUUCUAUUAUCCCCACUUUCCACCGGAGGUGCUAUUGGCUUCUUCAGAAUCCUGACAUCGUAUUGGUCCAUUACCUGAACGUGCCAGCCAUAGAAGACUGUGGGAAGCCAUGUGGUCCGAUACUGUGCUCCAUCAACACUGACAAAAAGGAGUGGGCCAAAUGGUCAAAAGAGGAACUGAUCAGCCAGCUUAAACCCAUGUUUCAUGGCAUCAAGUGGACCUGCAGUAAUGGGAACACCAGCGCCGGUUUCUCGGUGGAGCAGCUCGUUCAGCAGAUCCUGGACAGCCAUCAGACCAAGCCUCAGCCUCGCACUCACAACUGCCUGUGCACCGGCAAUCUGGGUGCCGGGAGCAGCGUUCACCACAAGUGCAACAGUGCCAAACACCGCAUCAUAUCACCAAAGGUGGAGCCGCGAACUGGCACCUACAGCAGCCAUCCAGAGGUCCAGAACAAUGACGUCUCCGAGGGCAAGAAUGACCACGGGCACGGCAAGGCCUCGAGCCGUGAGAAGCGGAACGGGAAGCUGGCCAAACCUGUCCUGCUGCACCAGAACAGCACUGAGGUCUCCUCCACCAACCAGGUGGAGGUGCCUGACACGACCCAGAACUCCCCGGUCUCCAUCAGCAGCGGCCUAAAUAGUGAAACGGACAUGGCUGACAGCCCAGCCAUUACCGGUGUUUCCAGCAUGGCUGUGGCCUCUGUAAUGUGCAGCCUAUCCCAGAACGCCACUGUCUUCAUGUCAGAGGUCACCAACGAGGCAGUAUACACCAUGUCUCCCAGUGCAGGACCCAGCCAGCACCUCAUCGCCUCGGACACCGGGGCCCAAGGGCUAGUUUUGGCCGUCAACUCAGAUGGCCACAAGUUCGCCUUCGCCUCCUCGGCAGCCACUGGCAACCCUGACGGCUUAUCCAUUAUGUCAGCAGGUGUGGCAGAGGAUCUGGUGCUCUCCUCCACCCUGGAGAGCAGUGAGAAGAUCCCAGAGGCCAGCAUGAACUUCGACCCCGACUGCUUCCUUAAUAACCCAAAGCAAGGCCAGACAUAUGGGGGAGGGUCCUUGAAAAAUGACAGCAGCAGCGGCAACUCACGGCAGUCACCAGGCAACGAGGGCGGCUACUGCUUCAGUGGGCCCUUGGUGAAGGAGAUUAAGACUGAGGAUAACUCCUUCGAGCAGCAGUUGUCCAAGGAAGGAUUCCAACCCAGCUCCACCCCAGCCGCUAUUUCCUUGACCCCCGGCUCAGCUUUGCUGUCAUCUGGGGGCCUCAGCCCCAGCACCACACUAGAGCAAAUGGACUUCAGCGCUAUUGACUCCAGCAAGGACUUCUCUUCGGGUUACGCCCAGAAUGUCCAGAGCCCCCAUGUUCACCAGAACCCUUCGCCCAGCUUCUUCCUGCAGGAGGCCAGCAAGUCUCAUCAGCUGGAGCCCAGCACACACAGCAAUGGCCUGAGCGAUGGUGGAGGCCCUUUCGGCAAUGGCUUGGGACUGGCCAAUGUUAAGACGGAGUCACCUACUCAGGCUGCAUCCAGCUGCAAUGGUCCUGUGCAGCAGGGCCGCAUGGAGGCCACUCCCUCCCUGCAGCUGCUGCAGUUCCAGGCCAACUUCCAGCCCAUCGCAGCCGAGGCAGAGGUCCCCAUGGAAACAGCAGCCCAGUCAGAGGGGGGCGAGGGCCUCCUAAAGUCGGCCGAGCUGCCUGCCUGCAGCACUGAGCACUACAUCCAGGCGGAGGCCGGGGGCAACGGGCUGCCCAUCCUCCAAGGCAACAUGGUGUCAGGGCUGUACCCGGUGGCCCACCACAGCCUAGGUCCCUCAGCCAACAUGGAGCUCAACCUGGAUCACUUCGACAUCUCCUUCAGCAACCAGUUCUCAGACCUGAUCAACGACUUCAUAUCGGUGGAGGGUGGCGCCAGCACGCUGUAUGGGCACCAGCUGGUGACCAGUGAGACGGGCACUGGGGGCACCCUGCAGCAAUCAGAGGAUGAGAGAGCCAGGGUGGCCACCUUCAGCCAGGCUGAGAUCUGCAUCCCUUGCUGCAGCCCCCAGCAACAGCAGCCGCAACAGCAGCAACAGCAACAGCAGCAGCAACAGGGCCUGCAGCUCAGCGGAGGGGAGAAUGGGGGCAACUCCAUGGCCUACAUGCACGUGUCUGAGGUGGUCUCAGCCCAGGGGGCACUGGGGCCCUUGCAACAGAGUGGACGCUUAUUCAUGGUGACGGAUUAUUCCCCAGAGUGGUCUUACCCCGAGGGAGGUGUGAAGGUGCUGAUCACGGGACCAUGGCAGGAAGCCAGCAAUAAUUACAGUUGCCUGUUUGACCAGAUUUCAGUGCCUGCAUCUCUUAUUCAGCCCGGUGUUCUUCGAUGUUAUUGCCCAGCCCAUGAUACUGGCCUUGUGACACUGCAGGUGGCCUUCAAUAGUCAAAUCAUCUCCAACUCCGUUGUUUUUGAGUACAAAGCCCGAGCCUUGCCAACUCUUCCCACCUCCCAGCACGACUGGCUGUCAUUGGACGACAACCAGUUCAGGAUGUCCAUCUUGGAGCGUCUGGAACAAAUGGAAAGGCGGAUGUCGGAGAUGGGAUCUCACCAGCAUCACCAGCAGACUGGAGGGGGAGGAUUAGGAGGAGGAAACGGAGGAGGGGGUGGCAACAGCCAGGCGCAGUGUGCAUCCAGGGUGGCCAGCUGCUCCUUCGAGAACCGCGUGGUGCUGGUGUGUGAGAAGAUGAUGAGUCGCGCCUGUUGGGUCAAAUCCAAACACCUCAUCCAUUCCAAGACCUUCCGAGGAAUGACCCUCCUGCAUCUGGCAGCUGCCCAGGGCUACGCCACACUGAUCCAGACAUUGAUCAAAUGGCGUGCAAGACAUGCAGAUAGUAUUGAUCUGGAACUGGAGGUGGAUCCAUUAAACGUUGAUCAUUUCUCCUGCACACCCCUGAUGUGGGCUUGUGCAUUGGGGCACACUGAAGCAGCUGUUGUUCUAUACAAAUGGGACCACCGAGCUCUCUCCAUCCCUGAUUCACUGGGUCGUUUGCCCCUGACAAUUGCCCGUUCAAGAGGGCACGUGAAGCUGGCAGAGUAUCUGGAAGAACUACAGAGGGAAGAUGAGUCACAGCUCCCCAGCCUCCCCCAGACACCUGGAAUGGUUUGCUCUCCCAUUGCAAAGUCAGGGAGUGAUGGCUGGAUUGGACAGUGGAACAGUGGCAGUAACAGCAGUCAGGAGACCCAGAAGAAUAUCAGCACAUCUCCUACCACAGAUCUCAGGCGGCCGAGAUCGGAAUCCCUGCAGUGCCACGGAAAUGACAGCCAGAGGGACCUCCCAGCUUCCAAGAAACACAAGCUAAACACAGAACACUUCCACUCCAGGCAAGAUAAAUCAUCACCCCAGCCACUAAACCUGGAGCAGAAGAACACCGCCAAACUAAGCUCCAGCCCGAGGCAACCAUCCCCCGACGCAAUUGAUUCCAAAAUGGAGAGGAAGAGUCCUAGGGAAUCUUCCCAACAUACCUCAGAAUUCCCUUUGCCCCUUACCUCCGGAUGCAGGAAUGUUGGGAACCAGACAAGUCCAAAGUGGAGCCAGAAGGAGAUUUACGUUAGUGUGGCAGCACAGACUACGACAGGGCAGCCUGUGGUGAUAAGGAAAGUCUCAGGUCUCAGUGCUGGGUCUAUUGCUCACAGGAUACAACAGAAGCAGGACAUCAGUGUUCUAAUGUUAUCAGAGAGGGAGAUGGUGGAUGCAGAAUUGCUAUCGUACAAGGAGAAUGAGGAGUGUUUUCAACACAUGGAUGAUUUGCAGGCUAAUAUGAUGUCCUUGGCUGAACAGAUCAUUGAAGCAACACCAGACAGGAUCAAACGGGAAAAUUUCAUCCCUAUGGAAUUUCCAUUGUCCGAUCGAGGGGAAAUCCCCAGUGUGAACACCACCUUGAGCUGGUUGGCCAGUUAUCUGGCAGAUGUGGACCAUUUACCCAGCUUAUCUCAGCUUCGGUCUUUGUACAGCGAGCCCUUGACUCCUCCCUCUAACGCAAGCCAAAGCCCUGCUUUGUCACCAAACAGCGAGGCUAAUUUUGAGAAACCCACUCUCCCAUCAGCAGCCGAUUGGUCUGAGUUCCUGAGCGCAUCAACCAGUGAAAAGAUGGAGAAUGAAUUUGCCCAGCUGACCUUGUCAGAUCACGAGCAGAGAGAGCUGUACGAGGCUGCAAAGUUGGUGCAAACCGCCUUCCGGAAAUACAAGGGACGUCCUUUCAGGGAACAACAGGAAAUGGCUGCUGCUGUCAUUCAGCGCUGCUACAGAAAAUAUAAACAGCUUACAUGGAUAGCCUUGAAGUAUGCACUUUACAAAAAGAUGACGCUGGCCGCCAUCCUGAUCCAGAGCAAGUUCCGCAGUUACUAUGAGCAGAAGAAGUUCCAGCAGAGUCGGCGGGCAGCUGUCCUCAUCCAGCAGUAUUACCGCAGCUACAAGGAGUACGGAAAAAUGAGGCAGAAGCGAAGGACAGCUGCUAUGGUCCAACAGAAAAUCAGGAGUAGUCUGCUGACCAAGAAACAGGACCAAGCUGCACGAAAGAUUAUGAGAUUUUUGCGCCGUUGUCGUCACAGGUGA